UAUACUAUGAAAUAAAAUUUAUUGUGCCAUAAGUUUUGGUUCUUCUAUAAAAUAUAAAUAAAUUCAUUCCGUCCCGGUGUUAGACCAAAAGCCGUCGCUAAAACAAGUGUCGAGUUGGAGUUUUUAUUGGAUAACAAAGUGGAAAUGCUUGUGAUUUUUGUAAAAUAUUUUAAAGUUAUUAUCUAAUUAAAAGCUGCUAAAGUGUUGUGUGUCUGAUGGUGUGUUUUGUGCACAUUUUUAAGAGUUUUCCCCAAAAUGUGUGACCGACUCUUUGGCUCGAUGACUCCCAAAUGAAAAACAAGUUCUUUGUGGAUUUUAUACUCAUUUAAGCUUUGUUCUGAUAUUCCGACUGCUCUUUUGAAUGUUAUUCCUCGCUCUUUUGUGUUUUCAGAGCAUGAAAACAACGUGUAUUUUAAGGGGGAGCUCUUUGGUUCGGUUGCAAAGACUGCUAAGGUGAGGGGGUGUUAUUAGGGCUGGUGUUCCUGCUUCUGCUGCUGCUGCACUGCCUACUUCUGAUAUACGGACUACUGUUAAAACUCUGGUUGUGCGCUAUCGCAAUCAUUGUCAUCAUCGACCAAGGAGGAAUGGGCACCAUGCUCAGAGCACAGCACCAUCCAUCCAUCCAACCAACCAACCAACAAACAUACACUCAAUAACCCAUAGACAGAGAGCCAAGCCAAACAACCACACAAAACAACCAUCCAUCCAGUCAGCCAGCCAGCCAGCAAGCAAUACGUCGUCCGCUACAACAACCAACAACACAACAUUCUUCAGUCAUAACACAACCAACAGUAAAACGUUGGAUUAUUCGUUCGAUGGCAACGGUUUGGUUAACAGGCGCGCGCUUUCUUUUAUUACAAAAUUUUAUCGCCAAUUAUUUUAUGGUUAUUUGAACAAUUCUGGGGCGCUAAACUCUACGUCAAAACAAAAGUGUUAAGAAUAGAAAAAAAAAAAAAACAAAAAAUCUAAAACAGUCUCAUUUUGAAAAUAAUGCCGUCGUCGUUUUAACUUAACAACUCUCCCCUUUGACAAGACUAAUAAAGAACCAACAACUAGUGGCUCGUUCGCUCGUGUGCUCCACUCAUAAUCAGUGAGUUUUUCCGCCCGUCCUAACGUUUGUUUGGUAUUUCGUUUUGACUUCUGGUCGUUGUCGUCAUCAUCGUCGUAGUCGGGGUACUGAGCGCCUUGUGCUGCUGCCGUAGUCGUUGUCGUCGUUCGCUGCUAUUCACGUUGGGCGCUAUCAUCAUCACCCAAAUGCACCGCGCACUUGAAAGAAAAUCUUUAUGAUUAUUUUGGACAUUCAGUCAGUUUGUCUACGACGGUCGUAAUGAGAAUACAUCACUUAAUCAGCAAUAGCAACAAAAUACAAAGACAACUUGUACAACAACUACAAGUCGUACUACCACUGCUACUACCAACACUACAACUAAAACUAAUCGUAUCACAAAAAUAAUAAUAACAAUAAAAACAAAUAAUAAUCGUAAAAAUAUACAAUAAAAGUAAUUAUUAUUGUUAUGAUUACAACAACUAAACACAAAAUAAAAUAAUACAACAAUAAAAACGGAACGAAACAAAACAAAACGAAAGAAGCGGCCAACCAACAAAAAACAGCAACACACUAUUGUUAUUAUAAUGAUAAUGUUUAUUGUUGCUACAAGUGACACAAAAAUAAUAAAUUUCAAAUUUCAAUAAAUUAUUUCGUUCUUUCGCUAUAAAAUCAAAAACAAAAAAACCAAUGCCAAGCAACAAAAAAAUAUUAACAAAAUAAAAAGUGAAAGAGUAAAUGACAAAACAUUUUUCUGUGAAAUGAAAUGAAUCUAUAAAAUAAUAAUAAUAAUAAUAAAGUGCAAAUUUAAACUGGAAUUCAAGUAUACGAUUUUUGAAAUAAUAAAAAUAAUAAAGCUAUUUAAGACAUAUAUUUAAAAAAAAAAUACAAAUAUUUAAGACAUAAAUGUAGAAAAUACAAAUAAUUCAAAUAAAUAAGACAGAAUUCAAAUAAAGUGCAAUACAGUUUAUAAAAAAUAAAUAAAGAAAAAUAUUUUAAUAAAAGUAAAUCCCAAUUACGAAAAUCGAAGCAACAACUCUCCACUUAAAUUUUCCUUCCAACCAUCUACACAUAUUUAAACCGCCAAAAUUCUUACCGCCAACAGUAUGAAUUCAUAUUUUGAACAAGCUUCUGGCUUUUACGGCCAUCCACAUCAGGCCACUGGCAUGUCCAUGGGUACCGCUGGCCAUCAUGAUCAGUCGGCCACCGCCGCAGCAGCGGCCUACAGAGGUUUCCCCCUAUCGCUGGGCAUGACACCCUACACCAAUCAUCAUCUGCAACGUUCUACCCAAGAUUCCCCCUACGAUGCCAGUAUUACCGCCGCCUGUAACAAAAUCUACGGUGAUGGCAAUGCCUACAAACAAGAUUGCCUCAACAUCAAAUCGGAUACAAUAAACGGCUACAAAGACAUAUGGAAUACCACAGCGAACGGGGGUGGAGCCGGUGGUGGCGGCGGUACUGGUGGUGGUGGUGGCGGUUCAGCGGGCUCGGCGAACGGUGCAAAUAAUACCGCCAAUGGUGGACAAAAUACAAGUGGCGGUGGUGGAGCUGGUGGAGGCGGUGGUAUGCCCGUCAGACCCUCGGCCUGUACACCGGACUCACGGGUGGGCGGCUAUUUGGACACAUCGGGCGGUAGUCCGGUAAGCCAUCGCGGCGGUAGUGCCGGUGUUGUGGGCGGCGCCGGUACCGGGGUUGGGCAAAGUGGUCAGAGUGCUAAUGUCGGUGGUGCUGGCGGUGUAGGCGGGGCAACGGCUUGGAAUGCGAAUUGUACAAUUUCAGGAGCCGCCGCCGCACAAACAGCAAGUAGUUUACACCAGGCCAGCAAUCACACAUUCUAUCCCUGGAUGGCUAUCGCAGGUAAGAUAAGAUCUGAUCUAACACAAUACGGCGGCAUAUCACCAGACAUGGGCAAACAUGGACAAUCUGAUGGAAAUAUGAAUGGACUAAAUGAAAAAAGGAACUCCAUAAUUGAUCCCAGUAAGAGAUACUCAGAAUCUCUUGCGGGCUCAUUACUACCAGAUUGGUUAGGUACAAAUGGUCUACGAAGACGUGGUCGCCAAACAUAUACCCGCUAUCAAACACUUGAAUUAGAGAAAGAAUUCCACACCAAUCACUAUCUAACCCGCCGACGAAGAAUUGAAAUGGCUCAUGCUCUCUGCCUGACAGAAAGACAAAUUAAGAUCUGGUUCCAGAAUCGACGAAUGAAAUUGAAAAAAGAAAUACAAGCCAUCAAAGAGUUGAAUGAACAGGAAAAACAAGCUCAAGCCCAAAAAGCGGCAGCAGCGGCGGCGGCAGCACAACAUUUAGGCGAAUAAAAUUAGGAAAAAAUUAUAAAUUAUUAUUAUAAUUAUAGUAUGCAGCAUAAUGAUAAUAAUAAUAUUAAUAAUAAUAGAGGAGAAGAGGAUAAUAAAUGUUAUAGUAAUGGGUGGUGGUGGCGGCACCAGCAACAGCAGCAGCCGUAGUGUGAUCGAUCGGCAACAACAAAUCCCCAGAUAGUGAUCAUCAAGAGCAAUAGUAUUUUCAACAUCAGCCAGCCAUAAAAUGUUAGACAAGUGUUGGAGGCUAUACAAUUGGAAAAUAAUGCAUUAUCUAUCCAAAACUAAAUAUCUCGUUGUUAACCCCACCCCUUCCUUCUUUAUCAAUCGACCGACAUUACUGAACAACUACAACCCAGAAGACCCAGUGAAAGGACAUUCGCCAUUUGCAUUUGUUGUUACUGAGAACUCACUCACUCAACACACACACUUUCACACAAUAAGACACCCAUACCUACCUACUACUUACUCAUUUUAAUUGAUCUUACAAAGAAGCAAGUAAAACAUCUUCUCUUUAGGUUUAAUCUUAAAAUCUAAACAAACACAAAAUGAUACUAUAUUGUAUACUUAAAACGAACAAGUUUAUAAAAGAACAAAAAAAAAAACAAAACAAAACCAACAAAAAAACUUAAACAAAAGCGAAAAAAGAAACUCAAACUCUCAACUUAAUUGCAAUUUUUGUUUGCUUUAAAUUAAUUUAUUAUUAUUUUUACAGAAAAAAACUACAGUAAAAAAAUUAAAAAAAAAAAACAUAUUUGGCAUAUUCCAUGCCUUUAUAAAUAGUUGCUAUAGUUUAAGAGUAAAUAUAUAUACGUAAUUUAAACAUACAACAACAAAAAGAAAACUAAAACAAACCUGUGCAAAUUAUUUUUAGUUAAUUUUUAUUUUUUUAUUCUAUUAAGUUUAAUAUUAUUUUUAUUUUUUAUUAGUUUUAAUAUAAAUGUUAUAAAUAAAUCACAAUCCUCACCCGAGAAAAAUGAUACUUUUCGUAUACUGUUGAUAUUUAAUGGAAUUUUAUUAUAAAACCCCCAAAAAAUAAGCAAAAUUCUGAUUUGUGUAAAAGUAAUGAUGAACCUAAUUAUACUCUAAAUAUUAUAACUAUACUUUUGUACAUUGAUUUUUCCUAUCUAUCGUAGCUUUUUGUUUAGCCUAAAAUAUAUUAUUAUAAUUAAUUAAUUAAAUUCUUUCUUUUUGUUGUUUUUAAGUGAAUUAAAACAUUUUUGUUCAAUGUUUUAGUUUUUACUCCAACUCGUUUUUCUUCAGUUUCUUUUGUUUAGUUAGCGUCUUCUCUACCUGUAGCCUGUAAGUUUUAAAAAUAUCCAAGAAAAAAUGAAGAAACCGACAAAAAAAGAACAAGAACAAAAAAACAAAUUUAAAAAAUUAAUAAAUUUUAAAUUAAAUAAAUUUGAAUUUUUUUUCAACAAAAAAAUUGAAAACCCAAA
This is a messenger RNA of Musca domestica (house fly), 4802 nucleotides long. Its product is annotated as homeotic protein ultrabithorax. Bases 2152 to 3360 code for a protein of 402 amino acids. Gene Ontology annotation, biological process: anterior/posterior pattern specification; negative regulation of transcription by RNA polymerase II. Gene Ontology annotation, cellular component: nucleus. The transcript is spliced from 6 exons. Gene Ontology annotation, molecular function: DNA-binding transcription factor activity, RNA polymerase II-specific; RNA polymerase II cis-regulatory region sequence-specific DNA binding. The record is from RefSeq and is a predicted model, not a curated record. NCBI's taxonomy places the organism in Eukaryota, Metazoa, Arthropoda, Insecta, Diptera, Muscidae.